AUGUAUAUUGAUUAUACCAAUCAUCGUUGUAUAUUGAAUAUAUUCUUCAUAGAUUUAUCAUUAUCACAACACUUGGAUCCGUCCGUGGUACGUGCGUCAAGUAUAACGGUACCCGAUGUUGGCGAAGUUUAUCAUAUCUCCUGUGUGACGUCAGACAGACUGUGGGUCAGUGAGUACAGACGUCUCCUACAGGUGGACUCCACCGGACACGUGAUACAGGAAUUGAAAAUUAUUGUUAGAAGUUAUCUACCCACAGGAACUCACUCCGUCACAGAAGACGGGGACCUGAUAUUUAUAAAUGGAGAUAAGGUUCAGACGAUGACGUUAGGUGGAACCAUCACUACACUCCUCAAGGAACGUGAGCGUCUACUCUGUAUCCACUCAUCCCGCAUUAACGGCGACAUACUGGUUGGUUAUAGAGAUGGAGUGUUCAGGUGUGACUGGAGGGGAAACCAUCGCAUAGAAUUGGAAUAUAGGUUUUAUUAUCCAACAUUUAUCAUAGAAAACAAGAAUGGAGACAUCUGGGUCUCUGAUGGAGAGGGACUAGCAGUGGUUGUGAUGGAUAAAUAUGGAGGAUAUCGGUUUAACUACAGAGGUCAGCACCAGUUUGAAUUUUAUCCCCUUGGGAUUUGUACCAAUAUCCUGGGACAGGUACUGGUGUGUGAUGCAUUUAAUGACAAUGUCCAUCUGUUAGAUCAGGACGGUCACUUCCUGCGCUUCCUACUGACAAAAGAACACGGACUACGCCGUCCCACGGCUCUGUGUGUGGACGACAAACACAACCUCUAUGUGGGAGAAUGGAAUAGUAACACAAUAACAGUGUAUAAGUAUUUACAGGAAACAGAGGAAUCAAAAUCAUCUAUCGUUGAGUCGAAAUAA
Messenger RNA from Saccostrea cuccullata (small rock oyster), 879 nucleotides. RefSeq lists its product as uncharacterized. The transcript has a single exon. Gene Ontology annotation, cellular component: extracellular region. Lineage: Eukaryota; Metazoa; Mollusca; Bivalvia; Ostreida; Ostreidae. The record is from RefSeq and is a predicted model, not a curated record. Bases 1 to 879 code for a protein of 292 amino acids.